This is a messenger RNA of Lepus europaeus (European hare), 613 nucleotides long. RefSeq names its product mitochondrial ribosomal protein L55 (gene MRPL55). Gene Ontology annotation, molecular function: structural constituent of ribosome. Gene Ontology annotation, biological process: translation. Gene Ontology annotation, cellular component: mitochondrial large ribosomal subunit. The transcript has 4 exons. The coding region runs from base 160 to 537 and encodes 125 amino acids. The record is from RefSeq and is a predicted model, not a curated record. Lineage: Eukaryota; Metazoa; Chordata; Mammalia; Lagomorpha; Leporidae.
CGUCAGCGCCGCGCGACGCGGGCCGCGACCCUCUCGUGGCCGGCGGGAUCCGAACUGCUGACCAGCAAAGUUGGUCCACGGUGACAGCGGCGGCCGCAGCAGGUGGAGAGCAGGGCCGGCGGCUGACCCCUGCGCGUGUCCCCGGGGCUCUGAGGAGGAAUGGCAGCUGCGGGCAGCCCGCUGGGCCUGCUGUGGCGCACUGCCAUGAAGACCGCUGCCCCCAGGCCCCGCGGCCUGCACGUGUCCCCCUGGUGGGCGGAUAGCAGCAGGGCCUCUCUCGCUCGCCUGCGUCGCCAGGCCUACGCGCGCCUCUACCCCGUGCUGCUGGUCAAGCAAGAUGGCUCCACCAUCCACAUCCGCUACAGGGAGCCGCGCCGCAUGCUGCUGAUGCCCCUGGACCUAGACACCCUGUCUCCCGAGCAGCGCCGGGCCCGGCUCCACAAGCGUGGGGCUCAACUCCGACCCAAGGAGGAGGACCCAGAGCUGGCCGAUGACUUUGACGUGGAGCGUUACAGACGGUUUUGGACCCAGAAGUGAAAUGUGACUCAGAGCUGUCUGCCCGUGUGAUGAGGACUGCAGGGUGCCUGUCUGUACAUGAUGCGUUUCCAAGCCA